Messenger RNA from Melitaea cinxia (Glanville fritillary), 2105 nucleotides. RefSeq names its product UNC93-like protein. Bases 1 to 1644 code for a protein of 547 amino acids. The record is from RefSeq and is a predicted model, not a curated record. NCBI's taxonomy places the organism in Eukaryota, Metazoa, Arthropoda, Insecta, Lepidoptera, Nymphalidae. Gene Ontology annotation, cellular component: plasma membrane; striated muscle dense body. Gene Ontology annotation, molecular function: potassium channel regulator activity. The transcript has 6 exons. Gene Ontology annotation, biological process: regulation of muscle contraction; regulation of potassium ion transport.
AUGACUGCGACGCACGGUGGCGGCUGUGAAGACCACCGGCCGGACAAAGAUUCUGUGUAUACCAUCAAAACUGGAUUCAAGAACGAUGGCUACCAGCACGAUAGAGAUUCUAACGACGAUAUCGUCAAACCUCCACCCCUGCCCACCGAGGACGAUUCCUACGCCUCUGGUAAGGUCAAACUGUCGAGGAAUGAGAAGUGGAGGAUAUUGAAGAAUGUAGCCGCUGUGAGCGCGGCAUUUAUGGUACAGUUCACAGCUUUUCAAGGGACUGCGAAUCUCCAGUCAUCGAUCAACGCUGCUGACGGCCUUGGAACAGUCUCGUUAAGUUCCAUUUACGCGGCACUAGUUGUUUCCUGUAUAUUUGUGCCCACGUUCCUAAUUAAGAGGCUAACCGUAAAAUGGACCUUGUGUCUUUCAAUGCUUUGCUAUGCGCCGUACAUUGGGGCUCAAUUUUUCCCAGCGUUUUAUACGCUCGUGCCGGCUGGAGUGAUCGUAGGCCUGGGAGCAGCCCCUAUGUGGACUUCGAAGGCCACAUAUUUGACUCAAGCUGGAAGUGUUUACGCCAAGCUAACAGAUCAAGCCGUUGAUGGCAUUAUUGUAAGAUUCUUUGGAUUCUUCUUCUUGGCGUGGCAGACCGCUGAACUAUGGGGAAAUCUCAUUUCAAGUUUAGUAUUCUCAUCUGGAGUGCAUAGUGGAUCAUCAUCAAAAGAGAACUCCAGUCGUGCUCUUCUAACGUGCGGUGCUAACUUCUGCAUGAUUGGCGGCGGACACCAUGACAAUCAGAACCUACACCGGCCGCCAGACAGCGAGAUAUAUGAGAUCAGUGCCAUAUACCUUGCGUGUGUUGCAGUGGCUGUUUUGAUGGUUGCAUUUCUCGUCGAUCCUCUGUCUAGGUACGGAGAGAAACAGAGGACUUCAGAUGCAGCAAAGUUAUCUGGAAUCCAGCUUCUGUCAGCAACAGCGUACCAGCUCAAGAAACCUAACCAGCAAUUGCUCAUCCCCAUCACACUGUGGAUCGGGAUGGAGCAGGCGUUCAUUGGCGCUGAUUAUACACAAGCUUACGUCUCAUGCGCUCUCGGUAUCCGAUCAAUUGGGUACGUGAUGAUAUGCUUUGGAGUUGUGAACGCUCUCUGUUCCUUACUCUUCGGCUCGGCUAUGAAGUAUAUCGGACGAUUUCCGAUAUUAGUGAUGGGAGCAGCGCUUCAUUUGGGACUUAUUGUAUGGCUACUUAUCUGGAGACCGAAUCCCGAUUCGCCAACAACAUUCUUCGUUAUAUCCGGCUUGUGGGGAGUUGGAGAUGCUGUCUGGCAAACGCAAGUUAACGGCCUGUACGGUGUGCUCUUCCGACGGAACAAGGAGGCUGCCUUCUCCAAUUACAGGCUGUGGGAAAGCGCAGGAUUCGUCGUCGCCUACGCCUACUCAACUCAUCUUUGCGCCAGGAUGAAGCUAUACGUCAUGAUGGUGGCACUUCUUAUCGGUGUUGCUGGAUAUAUAGUUGUCGAAAUACUUCACAUGAGAAAGGCUCGUCGUCUGAAGGCCAUCGCCGAGAACCCGGCCGCCGCCGCCGAAGCAGCCAAACAACCGCCAGAAGAGGAUGACGAAAAGGACGAAAUCGAUGACGACAUCAUCAUAACACAUCUGUAAACGCGGUGACGCCGCGACCGAGCGCCUAGCGCUUAUGCCAUACACACAUGUUAGGUACAAUCCACGAGCUAAUGUAAUCUCGAAUUUAUUUUAUUUAUAUGUAUCCAGUAGUUAGGUAUUAAAUCGAAAACUUAUCGAUGUACAAAGUUUUCGCAUGGAACGUGGCCUUCUUGCGUCGGAUACUAUCUGCGAAACGCAGAACGAAUUACAAAAUGUUCCGACUUGUACACUUCGGCCCGAUAUGUCGCCACGGACGUCCUACUUCGUGGCGGUUAAUUAAGAAACUGAUAUCUAUGUUGACGACAUAAUUAUUUGUAACUGAAGAAAUAUUUUUGUUCUGUUUGCGUUACUAUUUUCAUAAUCAUAGUAUGAGAUUUUCAAAGAGAUAUGUGUCGUAAUUGUUUUGUAAAAACUGAAACAUGUGAAAUCGGAAUGGAAUAAAUUGGUUCAGUUUAAAAUUA